AUGGAUCCCAAAUAUUUCAUUUUAAUUUUGUUUUGUGGACACCUGAACAAUACAUUUUUCUCAGCGAUAAAAGCAAUUACAACAGAGAAGCAACCACAGUCUACUUUACUUAGCUCAUCAAUGCCAUAUGUCUUGGCUAAUUCUCAAAACUCAACAGGAAAUCCUUUGGGUCAACCAACACCGACUGCCAAAGGUUCUGCUGGAAAACCAACAGCAGUUGCCUCUUCUGGAAAACCAGCAGCACAAACAUCUGCCAGACAACCACCUGUCUAUACCACCACCAGACAAACAACAUCAAUGGCCAGUACCGUCUCCCAACAAACAGCACAACCUGUGUUCACCCCUGGCAGACAACUACCAACCUUUGCCUACACUUCUACCAGACAAUCACAACCAUCUGUCCAUACUUCUGUUCAACAACCACUACCUGUCCACACCUCUCCGGGAGAGGCAGUACGACCAGCUAUUCAAAAUGUACCUAUACAACCAACAUCAGCUGACAAAAGGCCACCUAGGAUUACACCAGGAUUCAUCACAGAAGAUACCAGUAACACACAUAUCCCACAUAAAACCGAUUCUAACUAUAUAGCUGCCAUAAUAGUUGGAGUAAUUCUGGUUUCUAUGUUGGCAGUUAUAAUCAUCAUUUUAUUACACAAGUGCUUGAGAAAACCAGUUUUAAAUGAUCAAAACUGGGCAGGUAGGUCUCCAUUUGCUGAUGGUGAAACCCCUGAUAUGUGUUUGGAUAUUCAAGAAAAUGAAGCAUCCACAAAACGUACAUCAAUUAUUUCACUUAUGGCCUGGAAAUCAAACAAAAGCACACUCUUAGCAGAUGACUUAGAAAUUAAGUUGUUUGAAUCAACUGAAAACAUUGACGAUUCCAACAAUUCCAAAACAGAUAAAAUAAAAGAUCAAGUAAAUGCUACAUCAGAGGACAGUGCUGGUGGAUCCACAAUUGGCACUGCUGUUUCUUCUUCAGAUGAGGCAGACCUGCCUCCACCACCUCCUCAGCUUCUCAAUUUGGAAGGACAGGAGAGUAACCAAUCUGACAAACCCACAGUACCAAUUUUAUCUCCUUCUCCAAAUGAUUCCACCAGCCUCCUCCCAACUCUGGACCAUCCCAGUCAACUUUGUGAAGAUCAUAAUUCUGAGCUCAAACAGUCAUUUCCACCUCCCCCCGAUUCACUUGCAUUGCCCUUGCCCCUAGGACAUUAUCUAAAAAACUUGGAAGAUUUAGAUAAUGAGAUCCAAUGUCAGGAGAUCUCUAUUCUUCCUAAUGUGGAUCAAGAUCUCAGUGAAUCACUGCCAUCCCCACCUGAAGAAUUGUUAUAA
Molecule: messenger RNA, 1329 nt
Organism: Pteronotus mesoamericanus
Lineage: Eukaryota; Metazoa; Chordata; Mammalia; Chiroptera; Mormoopidae
Product: protein EVI2B-like
Biological process (GO): positive regulation of neutrophil differentiation; regulation of stem cell division
Source: RefSeq, a predicted model, not a curated record